Cercopithifilaria johnstoni is the source of this 987-nucleotide messenger RNA. NCBI's taxonomy places the organism in Eukaryota, Metazoa, Nematoda, Chromadorea, Rhabditida, Onchocercidae. The record is from the annotation of a GenBank genome assembly.
AUGUCCCAUGGAGAAGGCGUAGAAAUAAAUGAUAUGAAAAAUGAAGAAUACCUGGAUGGCGAUUCUGAGAAGAUGGAAAGAAAACAUAAUAAUAUGGAAGAAAUCCCAAAGAAACUAGGAAUAAUUGAGAAUGGUGAUAUUGAAUUGGGGAAGGAGGAGUUAAUCGAAAGAAAUGAGGAAGAUAAAGAAGAAAAAGAGCUUGCUCGAGAGGAUGUUUGCAGAGAUUUCCUAAAUAAUAUGUGCAAUCGCGGUUCAAGAUGUAAAUUUUAUCAUCCUCCGAGCAUUGUUCGAAAACGAGCAUCACAACAAACACCAGAAGGCAUCGAGUAUCGGUUUUGCAUUGAUUAUCAGAAUCGUGGCUGCCAUCGCGAUAACUGCCGCUAUAUCCAUGCGCAUCGGGAGGAUGUUGACCGUUACAAAAUGACAGGGGAGGUGACGCUUAAUUUAGCACGUGAAGUUGCUGCAGUUUAUAAUUGCGAUACUAUCAAUGGGAUACCAUUUUGCAAAGAAUAUCAAACAGGCUCAUGCUCACGCGGUGGACAGCGGUGUCGCUACUGGCAUAUUAACGUUGAGGAAGAGCGUGAGCGACGCCGCCGGAUACCACGCAGCGUGCCAGCUUCCAUGUUGCCAUCCUUAGCGCGAGGAUCAACUCUAGCGUUAUCCUACUCCGUCUAUCCCAGCCGUCGUUCCCAUCCAUAUACUGCUGCUGAUGUCCAUAAUGCAUAUAGUAAGCGUGUUCGUUACGAUUUGGAUGACGAUUAUGUGCGUGAUUUGGAACGUAGAAAUGCAGAAUUAAGUAAAGAAGUUGAGGGACUUAAACGUGAGCUUACACGUGAACGUGAGCGUUAUGGUGACCUUUACGCAUUAUUUCGCCAGCGCAGCGCUAUUACAACGCAGCAAGAGUCAGUUAAUGUGAUCCCUGCUCCCUCAGCUUACUACCAGGCUACGUCAUCAACAGGUUGGACCGAUACACAGUGGACUCAUUGA